AUGGUAUAAGAGAUUCAGCGAUAUUCGAUUCAAGAGAGAUUCCAGACGCCCGUCGUCAGAUUCGCCGACGAAUACGAGGCCUCCGUGGCGUGUAAAGGGCAGGGUCGGAGGAAAAAUCCUGUGGCCAAGCAAGUCGACCAAGAUUCUUCGGACGAUUCUGAGACAGAAGUAGAUAUCUAUUUUAUAAAUCUAGCAGUUUCCAUAACAUUUUUGCUUUUCCUAUAACUGAUAGGGUUUGUAAACUUUUUCAGUCGCUAUAUUGAAAAAGUUUUGCUUCGAAAAAAACCUAGAAAAAGCCGCGUUGCGUACGCGUCGCGGCUUUUGGCGGAAAACUUUAAGUCAAACGCGAGCCAUCCUUUUUUCUUUUCUCCUUCUAUCCAAGUAGUGAGAAAAACUACUGAAAAACGGUUGUUCUGUGCGCAAAAUUCGCUUUUUUUAGCCGAAAUAUCGGGAAAAGCAAGCUUUCAGGAACCCGACAGUCCCAAAUGAACUGAUAGAUUGAUUUUUCGAUUAACAAAGAGCAUUUUUAAGCAUCGAAACUCCCUUUCAUGUUCAAUUUUUCCUCGUUUUUCAAUAAUAUUAGGUCUGAAAUCCUUGAUGAAAAUUUGUCGAGUUUCAAAAGCGAACUAUCAAUCAAAGCUCGAAAAACUGGGUAAAACAUGCAAUUAACUAAAAAUCUCAGAAAACGCUUUGUGAAGCUGAAAUUGAACGGCUAGAGCUCUUAGUGAAAAGUUUUCAAAUCAAGUAGGUCUCUAAAUUCUAAAGUUUUGACUGACUGAUGAGUUUUUAUACCUUUUUAUCGUAUCUCAAGCCAGGAAGUCGAAAAAAAACUAGAAGUUAUUUUCAAAUUUUAGUUUUCCGUUCUGGUAUUUUAAAUUUAAUGUUAAGGAGAAAGUGGACAAAGACUCAGUCAAAAGAGCGAAGAAGCUGGUGAAAACCGAGUACGAGCCGAUCCUUGAAGCCUACGAAGCACGCAUCCAAAAUGAAGAGAUGGUUUACCAAUCAAAAAAUAACAAUCCAAAUAACCAACGAAUCUAGGUCAAAUUCCAAUCGAUGCUCAGUAGUUUACCCAAAGGACACGCCGAGCAACGGAAUCUGAAGUUGGAACGGCCAGAGUAUAUCCCUCAAAUGGCCCCUCAAGAUUCGAUAGCUCUCAUGAAGGUUCGUAUGAGAUCGAAUUGAACAGUAGUAAUGGAAAAUGCAGACGAAAACGGGGAAGUCGAGAGCCGAUGCGAAGACUGAACAGAAAAUGCGGUGUUUUCUCAUCCCGUCGAUCCAGGUCCUUCCCAAAAUGACCUAUUGGGUCCAUGUGGAGAGCAACGUUAAGGUCAGUUUGAUAAUGAUUAUUUCAGAGGGUACUCGAAGGAACAUAUUUUUGUGGGCUUCUUAGUUUCCAAAAUCUAGUUUUUGUUGUGAAUCAAAUCUUGUGAUCUGGAAUAUUUAACAACCAAUGUAUUCGAUGAUUCUCUUCUCUCUUCGAAUACAUCAGUACAUUUCCAUAGCGUACAUCGGCUAGAUCCCAGGCCUACCCCGGGAUGGUAUCUAGCCGGCGCAUGUCCCAUAGACUUUAGGGUCUGUUAAGUUUGAAAAGAGAACGGUAGAUCAUACACAAGUUAUAUUUAGGCUAUAGCCUCUCAGAAUAUCUUUAAUUGAGGAUUAAUAAGUUUUUUUUUAAAUAUACAAGGACCUUAAUUAAUAUAAAACCACUUUAGUUUUGAAGUUUUAAUAAUCGAAGUUUUAUUGAGAACUCAAGGAAGCAUUUGUUGUUCUUUUUUAGUAGUAAAUAAGGAGUUUUGUAGGAGUGUUUGUCAGAAAACUAUAAGUCCUUUCUGACCAGAAAAGUGUUUUUAUUAGUGAAAAAAAAUCGGUUGUUCGAUUAGCGACCAUGAAAAGUCUGCAUUCAGCCUGACAAGGAGCUCGUUUUACUUUUUGGUUGCGAAUUUCGUGAAAUUACGCGAGAAUAUACCUUAAAAAGCCAAGUUAGAGUCCUGUAAGUGUCAACCUGAAAACUCCCAACUUUCAAGGAUUUCCCAAUCGUAAAGUAAAAUUACCUUCCUUGUGAGCAUAAGAAUAUAUAAUCUCAAACCUCACACGGCGAGCAUCUUCCUAUGAAGGAUUUUAUGUUCUCAACACUUUGAAGAUGAAAAUCUGACUGGGUUAAUUCAGACGGAAGACAUCAACCGCUUGAGCCAUAUCCCCUUCGUAAACGAUAGUCAGAACGACGCGACCCUUUGCAAAAGCCUUCGAAAACUGUUCGACGAAGGAAUUCACGGAUAUUUGAAUAACUGGCAGUACAUUAACGACUAUACGAUGUAUGCUCUAUUGAAACGGGUGUUGCCCCAAUGGACGGAAGGUUCGUAGAAAUGAGGAAGGAAACUGAGGGAGAAAAGGAGGUUCAGAUGAAAACGACAUGUUCUACGCCAUCUAUUCGUUGUUCCCCAAUAAGCUCUCACACAAGCAAAUUCGCGAAGCGUAAGUUCUGUUUUGGGAUGAGAAAAACUAAAGAAGAUAUUCAAGAAGUCGUUUUAGAUGAAUAAAAAAACUUAGAAAGAGACAGUUUACUCCCGUGACCGUUAAUUAGAAUGGCUCAACGCGUUGCGCACGCGCUGCGGUUCGAGUUGAUAUUUCAAAGUUAGUCGCUGAGUAAUUCGCUUUGUGGUCGGGCGCAGUUUCCAAAGAACCGCUUCGCAUCCGUCGCGUGUUGAGUCAUUCCCAGUAUGUCUUUCGAAAAGUUGUUUUUAUUGUUUAUUGGUUUCAACUAUGCUCAAACCCUGAAAAAGGUUUGAAUUUUCCAUAUUUCAGGCUUGAAACUGUUUGAAACCUACUUUUUAAAAAAUAUGAAUUUUUUAAGUGCAGAAUUUUGAAAUAAUUGAUAAUCUUUUUUUAACUGAUAAGUUUUGAUGUAACUCUACAAGUUUUAGUUCCUGGAAAAACUUUUCACCUCUUUACAAUUUUAUAUUUCUCGUAUAAAUUCAAGAAAAAAGUUCAAUAAAAAAGAUCAGGAGGCUCCUGAAGAGACUGCUAGAGAAAACCUAAAACCUGGAUUUCUUUAAUUUCUUGCAGUUUCGAAGAUUACAAGGUCCGGUUUGAUAAGCUCCCGGUUCUGCAGAUCAAGGUUGAAGAGUAGAAAGACAAAUCAUCAUUUUUCAACUUUCAGAGCGAAAAAGAAUGUGAUCGCGAAGAUUUACACAGCGUUCAAGCACUGAGAUGCGUCCAGUGCAACACUUUGGACUGUAUCUAUCACGGUUGGUUUUUUUUGGGAGCAGGUGAAAAAGAAAAAUGAAAGCUUUUAAAUACUAGCCGUAGAAAAUAAAGGAAAAAAAAUUUUGAUGAAAAAAAUUUUUAUCUAUUUUUUUCUGUUCUAGUGUAAUUUUUAGGGUUAAUUAGGAACUCCAGAGUGGUCCCUGUAGGGGCAACCUUAGGGGUCUUAAGAGGGUACCCUCUAGGGAACCAGAGAAAAGCGACCCUCCCGUAGGGCCUAUAUCAGACCUAUCUUUAUUCCUAGUUUUUUCAAAUUUUUAUAAGUCGAAUUUCUCCUCCCGGACCUUGAGUUUUUGCCCGUGUCCGAACGGGUGGCAGAAAAAAACUCAAGAAAAAAGCUUUUUUUUUUUCCAGGUUUCAAUCCGAAGGCUCUCAUAUUGGACCACGAAACUCUGUCUUCUUUGGAUUUGACCAUACCGCUGCCUUUCGGCGACCUUUCCAGCAAUGAAAAUAAGGCUCUCAACGAUGAUUUCGAGCCCUGUUCUGAGUCUUGCUACUACCGGAUCGAUCGAAAGGUGCUUCGCUAAAACUAACUUGCAUCAAGUUUCACAUGGUCCAUUCGUCACAAAUUCAAACAACCUGGUUUCUCUAAGACUCUCUCAUAUUUACGUGCCUUUUUUUAUGUAUGCAUGACCUUACUGUCAAGAAAAAAGAGGGCACAUCGGUGUCUGAUUUUCCAAACUUGAAAAUUCCCGCAGGCACGUGGAAUUGCUCGACGCGUCGUUGCUUUGAAAUGAACCCGACCUGAAACUACUUGCGCUUAAAGCCAUCAAAAUAUUAAAAAGAGCUUCCUAGCCAUUCCCAGUGCGACCACGGUUUUCAAAGAAAAGAAAGUUGAGAGGCCUGAGCGAAAAUAAUGAAAAAAGGUUGAAACAGAGAAAACAAUUAUACCAAGAGGUCCGCAUUUGGAAUGGCUGCAACGAUCCAAGAUACGCGUCCGACCGGAAACGAUUUGCGCGAAAGGUUAUAUAAAUCCAACAGCGGCCCUUUGAGCCAUUCCACGUGCGACCACGGCUUUCCCAAGGACCUGGAUAGACAUUUUCCAACUUCAGACGGUCAUGGAGAAAAUCGUUUGUGAGGAGGCGCGGCAGGCGAUUGCCGAAAAUGAUAGAUCCGCCGUUUUUCGCGUCGAGACCAAAGAACUCUACGAAGAAUUGCCGUCCAUAGCGGUCCUCAUGUUCACCAAACUCUCGAAAAAGGUCUCGAUUUGAUUCCUUCCUGAUCUUGUUCCCUACACUAACCCUACACUGCACCUAAACACUAAUUGGUUUUCAAGUGGACACUUGAGUGAUAUUGAAGCUUCUAGAAUGAUCGCUAAACUUCUAAAACUAACCCAACUUCAUUUGAAACGCCUCGGUCGCGCGUGGAAUGGCUUAAACCUUACCAAACGCUUUCUGAAGUCACUGAGCGCAAGUAGUUUUGGGUCGGGUGUGACUAUCUACGUUGAAGGCAGGACGAGUAGAGUAUAGAUUUUUUCUACAAGAAGCGCUGUCGAGCUCAAAUUUCUCUUGACAAACUCAAUAAAUGUCCUGAAAAGUACUGUAUGGCGAUCCGCUGGUCGCACUUGGAAUGGCUCGCGUCCGACCAGAAACGAUUUGCGCAAGAAAAAACUGCUUUGAGCCAUUCCAAGUGUGGCCAUGGUUCUUCAAGUUUAGAAGAAAUGGAAGGAGAUUUUUCAAAACGUCAAUUUUUAGGAGAAGGACGCGGAAUUCAUAACCUUAUUCAAAAUGCCGUGCAAUUAUAGCAGAAUGAUGCGUGGUGUGACAAAAGAUCGAAAAAAUCCGACGUGUUCUGAGGUUUUUUUUAAUGAUUCUAAAUUUCUUUUUUUUUUUCUCGAGGUACUUUUUUAUGUAAUUUGAACAACUUGUAGCCAAAUAUAACCUUUUUUGCAGCUCUACAAUCUUCUGCUAAAAAAUUCAAAAGAUGUGGUCACCAAACGAGAAAUCCCCAAAAAGAAAAUGUAUGUUUUUCUUCGAAUUUUCUUCCUGAUGAUUGAAAUUUCAGAAGUGCCAAAAAUCAGCACCGUUCCUUCAGGAAUAGCACCUGGGCCGGCAGUCAGGGAACUGUUCGUUUUGAUUUUCGGAUCUGAAAAUGAUAAAAUAAAUUUGAGAAGUAUCUUUGAGAUUUGGGGCGGUAGGUUGGCCCUCGCAAGUACCUGACUGUCCCUCUCCGUAUAUUUCUUUUUUAGUUUUUUAUUUAACAAAAGGAAGGCUCUUAAAAAUAAGUUUUUUUUUUGGUCCUUUCAAAGUCUGUGUGCCACGAAUUGAAAUUUCACCGAACGACAUUCCGCUGUUCCGCUGCGAAGCGCUUGCGCCUUUGCGAGCCUCGGUAGCGCUUUUUUUUUUUGGUUAUCAUUGCUGGUAGAUCACUGGAACACGCGAAAAUAAAGUACUGAAAUAGAAGAAUUCGUAAAGGCUAAGAUGCUUCGCGACCGCACGUAGCGGAACAGCGGAAUGUCGUUCAGUGAAAUUCCAAGUCGUGGUACACAAACUAUAGCAGCCGUUCUUCAGUCUCUCUCUUUUUUUUUGCAACCUUUUGAACUUCGUCUGAGUAAAGGGUAGCCUGGGAAUUCUGUGAAAAAACGAUUAUUCGGUUGCAGAUCGACAAUAACAGACGCCUAAUCCCGUGUAAUCAUGAGGGUCCCUGCCACCAGAAUCCGGACUGCAUUUGCUCAGCCAAUGGGAUUUGCACCAAAUUCUGCAUGUGCUCCGACGAAUGCCGCAUAAAGUUUCCAGGGUGUCGGUGUGCGCCAGGUCAGAGAUUCUGAGAGAAAAAAAAAAUAGAAAAAAAGGUUUCCACCUGAGAAAAGGUGAACUUUAAGGGUUUGUUGGAAAUUUUUGGAGAUCCAUGAAAAAUAUUUUGGCCGUUAUCUUUUCAGUUAAGGAAUCUUAAAGACACAAAAAUCCUAGGGGCCACUUAGGAACUCUAGAGUGGUCCCUAUAAAGGUCUCUUGAGGGUCUCCUCUAGAGACCACUUUACCAACCCCUAUAAAGCCCACUGAAGCUUGCAAAAGUGGUCCCUGUAGGGGUUUUGGUUAGUGGCCUCUAUAGGCAUGCUAGUCGAUUUUUUAUGAACUUUAUAUCAAGUAGCAUUUUCAUGUGAUAAACUAGACCAAUUUUUUGAAUAAUUGAGAAACCCCUAUAGGGACCUUUUUCUGCUCCUAUACGGGCUGUUUGAUGGUACGACAAAAUCUCAAGUCCGCAAAUCUCGAGGACCGUAAUCUUGUGUACGCAGAUCUAAAGUCCCAUAAUCUUGGAGACCAAAAUCUUGGAGACCAAAAUCUUGGAAACCACAAUCUUGGAAAGUAAAAAUCAACGCUUUUGCGAAUAGAUUUUAUCAGAAAUUGUAUUCGGCGAUCCAAACAAGAGAAUAUAAGUAGAUAAAGUGCAAUAAAGAAGACUAAGAAGGAAGAUGUUUGCUUUCCAAGAUUGUGGUUUCCAAGAUUAUGGGACUUAAGAUCUGCGUACACAAGAUUACGGUCCUCGAGAUUUGCGGACUUGAGAUUUUGUCGUACCAUCGGCCGUUUUUCCCUAACCCCUAUAGGGACCACUUAAAAUUCCUAAGUACAUGUUGUUUCAUGUUAUUUUUUGCACUUUCCAAGGCUCCAAGGUUUUCGAGCAUUAUUUACCUUUAGGGAGACUUUCGUUUUCUAGCUGAUUUUCUGGAAAAAAUUUAAUUUUUGUGCUAUCAAGAUAAUUAUUACAUUAAAAAUGAUUAGACCACCUUUUUGAGGUUUUGAAAAAAAAAAGAUUAGAAGCCAAUCUUCUCAGGGAACUGCCGAACGAAGCAAUGCCAAUGCUUCUUUGCCAAAUGGGAAUGCGAUCCAACCAUCUGCAAAAGUUGUUCCUGCGGUCUUCCGGAAAGCGCGAACAAGCCGAUCUGUCGCAACGUUCAGAUCUCGAAAGGCCUACAGAAACUCAUCAAGGUGCCUUUUCUAACCUGAAAAUCAUCUGAGUUUUUUUUUUCCAGGUUGGCGUUUCCACUGUCGCUGGUUUCGGCGCUUUUCUGUUGGAUACGGCGGAAAAGGUGAGUACAGCAUCAUCUUGAAAAGCGAGAUAGGUAGAUUAGCAAGGGACACGCGUUGCGUACGCGACGCGGCUUUUGGCGGGAAAUGCGAUAUUCAAAGCUACCCCCUUUUGUUUCAUGCUUUUUCUUCUUUUUUUUUCGAUAAUUCUAAAUUUUCUAUGGUUUGAAUGAAUACAGUAAAUUGAGAAGUAUAAAAACAAAUAAAAAUUUUUUUUUCUCCUAUAACUGACUCAAGGCUGGCUUGAGCCAUCGAAAAAAAGGGUCUUGACACGACAAAAAUAAAUAGUACUCCGGUAGUGGAGAGCGCAGACGAGCCACGCCCAUUUGCGCCUCAAGACAUCCGUGAACCGGCUAUAUAUUUUGUCCAUGAGUUCAUCUGACCUUGAAUUCCCCCCUCGGUAAGCCGCGUCGCGUACGCAACGCGUCACUUUGCCAAAUUACCCCCAUCGUUUUUUCAAGUCGGGAAAAAUGAAGAUUCAAGUUUCAUCCUGACUUUUAGGGCGACUUGAUCGCUGAAUACACUGGCGAGCUCAUUUCUUCGUCGGAAGCCGAUCGACGUGGCCAUAUUUAUGACCAAUUCGGCACUUCUUAUAUUUUUAGUUGGUUUUUUUUCCAUUUUGAUGUUCUCCAUCUUUUCCUUGACCAUGAGACUUUUCGCCCAUUAAAAGGGACGAAAAGGUAGAUUUUCCAAAAAUAAGAUAUUUUUCCAGGCCUCAACAGUGAGCAAUGCAUUGACGCGAAUCGGUUAGGAAACGUGAUCCGUUUCGCGAAUCACUCGGACACCUGUGCGAACUGUUAUUCACAGGUGAGAUUGAAGAAAGCUUGAAAAACAUAUUCAGAAAUUCAUAAAAUCAUAGAUACUUAUAGAAGUCAUUUCAUCAGGAUCUCGUCGAUCCAAUACCAGAAAAUUAUUUUUUGAAACUUUGAAUUCUUUCGAAAACCGCAAAUUUUUAAUUUUUCGAUGGUUUCUGAACUCAAAAAAUGAUCUGAAGCUUGUCGGUUAGAAAUUUCAUCUCAAAAAAAAAACUUACCAUUUUUUUUCUAUUGCUUCUGAACUGUUUGAAUUUUGCUAAUUAUGAAGGAAACUCCUCAAAAAAUUUUCUGAAUGAGCAACAUACGGUUAAAAACCCUAGAGUGCUUCCUAUAGGAGUUAGGGAAAAACAGCUUGCACGUGAGAAUGAUAAGUGGUCCUUAGAGGAGCAUCUUCGAGACCCCUAAAGUUGGCCCUAUAGGGAUCCGUUUUUAAGAAUUUUUCAAAUGCAGUUUCAAUUAUUUUAAUGAACAAUGUUGAUAAUUUGGAGGCUUUUUUUUCGGAAAACCCACUAAUUUUGAAUUUUUUUUACUUAUUAUAGCUCAAAGCGGCUCGAAUUUUUUAAAUCAGAAGAUGUUUUUCUGUAUUUUUUCUUUCCAAAAUGCCAUUUUAACCAAAUUAUCUUCAUCUCAAUUUUGAAGAGUGAAUUUUGAAGAUUCUCAUCGUGAACGGAGAUCACCGGAUCGGAAUCUUUGCCAAAAGACACAUCGAUUACGGCGAGGAGCUCUUCUUCGACUACAGCUAUAAUUGGCAACACAAGGAGAAGUUUGUCUCGAUCGAGCAUCCCCUCGACGCCAUCAACAAGUUCGCAUAGGAAUGAAACUUCUUUAAAAUUGACCCUUCUUUCAGGAACCGCAAAAAGAAGAAGAGAAAGCCGCCCGUACACGAGGGCGCUCCGGCGUCUGCACCGGUCAAAAAGCCCGAGAAGGAAAAACCAAAAAAAGAAAACGUGAAAGCGGAGAAAAGUACUGCCAAGACCAAUACGGCCCCCAAAAAGCCUGCGACGUCAAAGGGUACCGUCGAGCCGAAAAAGGCUUCAAAACCGCCCGUCGAGGCCAAGCCGACGACGAAAAAAAGAAACACCGCUGAGACCUCGACACAACGACGUUCGGUCCGAAAAUCCGCAUCUGAGGCCCUGACCAACCUCAAGAACAUUUGUAUGCAGGAAAACUCGACAGGUGCGCUUUUUGCUCCGUAGUCAGCUUGUCUCGCGUGAAUCGACAAAGGAUUUCUCAUUGGAGCGCGCUUUCUCAUCCCUUUUGGUGAUUUUUCAUCACCUCUGACGGCCAGGCUUGUGCGUCAGGCCGGGCGGCCCGGGUCGGCCUGGCCCGGGCUUCAGGCCUAUUAUUUUAAAAAAAGCCUGCGUGGGCUCGGGCCAGGCCGGGCAAGAAAUCUUAAAUUCAAUUUUGAAAAAAAUUUCACGAAAAAAAUUAUUUUUUUACUUGUUAAGUCAUAGUUUCUCAUAACUCUAUGAGAAAAAAAUAAGCAAAAAAAUACCACUUUUUCUCGUUAAAAGAGCGAAAAAUUCGACUUGAAGAGAAUUUGAGUUUUUUGGGCCGGGCCGGCCAUUUUUGCCUAAGGCCUCCCUAGGGCCGGGCUGGGCUGGACUUGUGAAGUGGCCGGGGGGCCGAGAGGUUGACGGGCCGGCCCUCGCACAAGCCUGCUGACGGCAUAAAGAUCGUCACAACUAUUUCCUUGAAGUACGCUUCGUCGUUAUCUAGCUGCGAGAAAACGAAGAAAUAGUGUAGAUCAGAGAAAGAGUUGUGGCGAUCUGUCAGAAUUGUUUUAUCAUCAGGUGAGAAAGAGCGCCCCAAUGAUAAGUCUCUUGUCGAUUUACACAAGGUGAAAGAAAGUAGUCUGCUAGUUGUUAGAUUCGAUGCGAAAUGCGUUUUGCUCGUAAAUUUUAACUUUUUUGUAAGUUCCUACUUUUCAUUUAUGCAAAAGUAGGAACUCCUAAAAUUCUCAUAAAUCUCGACCAAUUUGCUCGCUUGGAUUAAAAGUUAUGAGAAUGGUUCGAUUUCCUUUAGUAUGUGACAGUCUAGCCGCCACUAUGAAAAAAAAAUUCGCAGCAUUCAUUCAAAUCUGGCACGAUCACUGGAUAUAGAAAUGUGCUCGUUUCGAAAAAAAAAAAUCAAUUUCCUAUAGAAAAGUUCAUCAUUGUAGUAGCGCAUCAGGAGGCUCAUUUUUGUCAUAAACCCUUUUUCUCACUAAUUUAUGUAUAAAAAGCUCUUCAGACGCAGUCAAGCCCAGUAGCUCGGCACAACCGUCCGGUUCGACGAUGAUAAAGAAGCGAAACUUGCCGAGUCGCGCCGUCAAAUCGCCGACCGAGCAGCCGAUUUGCAAGCGUAUCAAGUCGCAAAAGGCCGAUUCAAGGUAUUUUGUCUCGAAAAUGGGCAAAUGAAAAGGGCCAUUGGGAAUUCUUUUUUGCUCUGCCAUGGCUGAUGAGGAUGAUGAAAGGAGUUAUUAAUAAAAAAAUUAUAAAUAAGUUUAAAUUUCGAGAGGAUCUAUUAAGCAAAUCAGAAAGUGUCCAAAAAGCAAAUAGAAGCGAUAGCCAAUUUUUUUAGAAAUAUUUUGCGCUCUAUAGCAUGUUUUAACUACUCAAACCAAAUAAAUACCAUUAUCUUCUUCAAAAUUUACCGAAAAAUCGAGAUAAAAAGCUGUAAUAUUCACUACGAUUUUUCACGUUGAAGCAAAAAUUCAAAAAAAAAAUUGUCCAGUUCAUGAAGUUCAACUUUCAGCCCAUCGGACGACGACAACUAG
Molecule: messenger RNA, 10858 nt
Organism: Caenorhabditis auriculariae
Lineage: Eukaryota; Metazoa; Nematoda; Chromadorea; Rhabditida; Rhabditidae
Source: the annotation of a GenBank genome assembly